AGCAUGAACACCGAUGCUUCUAUAAAGGAGGUUCUAAAAACAAUGGCGGAGAACUCCUCUAUUCACGGUGUUUCUAGAUGGGUGACAUCUCGGCAUUGGUAUCAGCGCCUCCUCUGGAUUUUGGUCUUUCUAGCAGCUGCUGGUGUAUUGAGCUACCAGUUAUCGCGUUUAUUCGGAUCUUAUAAAUCCUACCCUGUGAAGACUUCAGUGGAUUUAAAAUUUUCUAGUUUACCGUUUCCAGCUGUAUCUAUCUGUAAUAUGAACCCGAUAAAAAUGACCAAACUUGAUAUGACAAGCAAAGACACACAGAUAGCUAUAAACGGCACUGGAUCGCCUAUUAGAAAGAAAAGAAGUAAAAACCGUAGGUCUAACACAGAAACUAAAGUAUCCUCUUCAUCCCAUUUGUCACCAGAGAACAGUGAUAAAAUCACUAACAUCUUUUCUUCAGAAGAACCGAGAAGGGGACAAGGAAUUCCCGAGCGUCCAGCACCUUCAACGGAGAAACAACCCGACUACUCAUUAACUGAACUCAAUAAAAACCAUAGAAAAUACAAGAACAUUUUUAAAGAAUACAAGAACAUUUUUAAAAACAAGUAUUCCCCAAAAAGUUGGUUGUCAAUAUUAUUGGCAAAGGAAAACAUUAAUAUUGAAGCGGGCAAAAACGAACCAUGGGUUCUGAAGGCCAGUCAAAGGAUCAGAAAAAGAAGUACUGGGUCUGGUGGGACGUUAACUUCAGGGAUUCUAGGGACUAGUGUCCCUCCCGUCACAAACACACCAUCUUAUGCUACUACUAGUUCCUACAAAACUUCUACCAGUUACUACCCCACUUCAACCUAUGGAUGGAUAGGCGCUGAUGGUACCUGGUCUAGUUUUCGGGAUUAUAAAGACGAGCUUGAUCAACAUGUCCAGGAUAAAUGGAACCAGCGAGUCGCUAAAUUCCAAUCAGAAUUUCAAAAGAAUACAAGAAAAACAAGAGAAAUUGUAGGUCAUACCAUUGCUGACAUGUUGGUAUCUUGUGCUUUCAACGGAAACGAGUGUUACCAUAAUAAUUUUAGCCUGUUCCAGUCUUUGGAAUAUGGAAACUGCUACACAUUUCAGGACACCUCGUACAUCACCAAGAGAUCAGGACCUCUUCUGGGUCUACGCCUAACGCUUAAUAUUGAAACUUUUGAGUAUGUAAAGGACUACAUGGAUGCUUUUGGUAUGAGGUUGGUAAUUCAUGAACCUGGAACGUUUCCCUUUCCGGAAGAAGAAGGAUUUACACUGAACCCUCGUUUUGAAACAACCAUAGGGAUGAAAAUGGUUACCAUUCAGCGAGCGUCUGAACCGCAUGGAAAUUGUGAAUCAGGGGAAGAAUUUACACGAAUGUUUGGAAUACGCUACACAAUCCCGGCCUGUUUGAAACUUUGUCGUCAGAGAGAAAUAUUAAGUCAGUGUCAAUGCAUUCCCUCCACUUCAUAUAUAAAGAUUGGCAACAUAGAUUCCCUACCACUCUGUUCAAAUUCAACUGAGGCAAGCGAAUGUGAGGAAUUUCUUGUCUUCAAGUUAGAAAACAAUUUGCUUGACUGUAACUGUCGAAGUCCGUGUAGACAAAAAAUAUAUGACACGAGUUUGUCUGGAAGAGCCUGGCCAAGUCAAAAAUUUUUGAAAGAGAAUAUUAUGGUAGACAUUUGUGAUGGGUCCCGAAAUUGGUUCUUCGCUAAGGAAUGCAAUAAAGUACUAAGUAAUGAUGCAUCAGCAAGUGACAUUGACAGGUUAUCGGAAAACUUUCUAAAAGCCGUUAUUUACUACGAAGAUUUGAACUACGAGGAAAUCCGAGAAGAACCAAUGUAUGAUGGCUUUCAGUUAAUUUCGGAUGUCGGUGGUGCACUUGGACUUUUCAUGGGGGCUUCCAUCCUGAGUUUUGUAGAAAUCUUUCAAUUUUUUAUCGAACUAUUAAAUCUUUUGCGGUCUAAAGUGUUUCGGAGGCCUGCGCGUUCAUUAACACCAGUUACAGACAUUUAUUUCAAGGAACCAAUGGAGAAAGAUGAUCAAGCCUGGUCGAAAUAAU
This is a messenger RNA of Saccostrea echinata, 2050 nucleotides long. RefSeq names its product degenerin deg-1-like. The record is from RefSeq and is a predicted model, not a curated record. NCBI's taxonomy places the organism in Eukaryota, Metazoa, Mollusca, Bivalvia, Ostreida, Ostreidae. Gene Ontology annotation, biological process: sodium ion transmembrane transport. The transcript is spliced from 12 exons. Bases 4 to 2049 code for a protein of 681 amino acids. Gene Ontology annotation, molecular function: ligand-gated sodium channel activity. Gene Ontology annotation, cellular component: membrane.